Molecule: messenger RNA, 1921 nt
Organism: Cheilinus undulatus (humphead wrasse)
Lineage: Eukaryota; Metazoa; Chordata; Actinopteri; Labriformes; Labridae
Product: serine/threonine-protein kinase pkn3
Exons: 5
Coding region: 135-1535 (466 amino acids)
Biological process (GO): peptidyl-serine phosphorylation; protein autophosphorylation; autophagy
Cellular component (GO): cytoplasm; autophagosome
Molecular function (GO): ATP binding; protein serine/threonine kinase activity
Source: RefSeq, a predicted model, not a curated record
CCCCACUCAGGUGUGGUGCUUCGCUCAGGGCCAUGGAUCAGAUACAAGAAAGGGGCGUGGAGCAGGUAUAAAGAAGAAAAACUAUGUUAACUCGUGUUCAGACCUGACGCUGCUGCUUUCCCUCUACAGCAAAGAUGGCGUAUUCGACGAGCACUCUGGCACAGGGCUGCUUUGGGAAAGUCUACAAACAGAAGUAUAAUGACACCUGGGCUGCAGUAAAGAAAGUCCCCCACAAUCUCAUCAGCAAGAAGGACCUGGAGAGAGAGUGUGAAGUCUACAACAAGGCCAAUCACCCCAACAUAGUAAAACUUCUGGGCAACAUUAAUCUGCAGGAUGGAAAAUGGAUUAUUCCUUUGGAGUUUAUCUUUGGAGAAGACUUAGAGACCACCAUCUUCCAAGCAGCAAAGUCUAAAAUACAGUUGACUCCAUCUGUGAAAGGAACUAUCAUUAUCGGCAUGUGUGAAGGGCUGCUUCACCUCCACUCCAAAGAUAUCGUCCAUCAAGACCUCAAGCCUGAAAACAUCAUGGUGGAGCACAAAACAAACCGAGCCGUCAUCAUCGACCUAGGUUUGGCCAAGUUCUUCCGUCAUGGUCUUAACUCUGCCAUCGACAUGGGAAACGAGGCAUACUCGGCCCCUGAGGUGCUGAAGAGAGGUAGCCAGCGGGACCAGCGUUCAGACGUUUGGGCCAUGGGGAAGAUCAUCGCAGAGCUCUGUGCCCGUAUCCGACUGUACACUCCAAGCGUUUGUCCUGAGAAGAUCAAGGAGAUGCUUCACGAUCAGCCAUACUGCCAUGCUGUGUGUCGGAUGGUGGAGCCUAACCCUUCUUUAAGGGCCUCCAUGGGUGGGGUUAUGAGUGAGAUAAGAAGGGCUGGAGGAGCAGGAAUCGUUGUGAGUAAUCCUGUUCAAAAAGAUCUCCUUAAGCCAGGCUCACCAAAAAUGAAUGCCAGAAAUCAGUCUCCAUCACCAAUGAACAGAGCUCAUUCGCCAAUGAACAGGGCUCGAUCACCAUUUAUCAAUGAUCCAUCUCCAAGGAACAGAGCUCCAUCACCCAAUCACAGAGCUCCAUCACCAUUCAACAGAGAUCAAUCGCCCCAAAACAGAGGUCGAUCACCGCUCAAAAGAGACCAAAUGCCCCAUAACAGAGGUCGAUCCCCGUUCAACAAAGAUCUGUCCGCACUUGAUAGGACUAAAUCACCGCUAUUAUGGGAGCGCUCCCCCAGACCAGACUUGAAGAAUGUGCAUCGUCAAGUCUCACCCCACCUUCUUCCUUCACCUCAGAGGACAGAAGUCAAGAACAAAAACGAUGCUCUGGUACCAGUAGGCAGAGCUGACAUCACCAAGGACUUCAUGGACAUGCAACUGCACCAAGCAGUUGCAAAGGACCUGCCCUGCAGCCUGCCUACGACAGGGAGGGUGGUGGUGCAGCACUUUGAAAAGAAAGACGGCGAGGUGGGAAGAUGGGAGCAGAAGGAGGUGGUGACUCAAGAUGGGAAGAUAGUGAAGUUCAACAAUGUCAAGUAUAACAGCAAAUAAAAGUAGGAGUUUACAGAUUUGGCAUAUACUUUAUCUACAAAAGAGUCCAACUUUUGGUUUCUUUGCAGGAAAGCAUGUGCAAUUACACUUGUGAGUAAACUUAUACAAAGCUACAGUAUGCACCUGUUUUUGGACUUAAAACCUGUUAAAGUUUGGAAUAUAGCUUCCCAGUUUGAAGCUGUAAUAAGGGAAUGUCUCAAAAUGUUUUCAGUUGUGUAAGUAUUUGAUUAAGAGAAAGUUAUAUCUGCAGGUAUAAACAACCAUCUGUGAAUGUUUCAACUUCUGAUUUUAUAACACUGUGAACAUUAUUAUGUAUCUGUACAUAUGUACAUAAAUUCUGAAAUCUGUUGCACUACAUAGAUUUGUUUUCUUUUCUUUAGGAUCAA